GGAAUGCAAAAAAUGAGACGUACUCCAGAGUCGGACCAAGGAAUAUGCGAGAUAAGUGGCUGUUUGGGGCCUCCGCACCACCAGGGGGACCCCCACCCCCACCAAGCUAGCGUGAAAUGACAAAAAAAAAAAAAUACAAUAAAACAUUACAUAUACAGUAUGUGUAUAUAUUAACACUGAAUAACUCAGACUAAAUGGUAUUACACAUGGAAAAUCUGUUUUUAGUUUGGAACUGUAACAUUUACAAAUGUAGGAAAAACAUGGUGAGAAUAUGAAUUUGAAUAAUGAACACCCACUUUUUUUAUAUGACAAGCUAAAUAAACCAAAUUAUUGAUGUUAAUUUUCUACUGUGUAACUUUACAAACAACACAUGUAUUUCACCGUAAAAAAUACAUGUUGGUCUGAUUUUCUUAUCAUAGCAUUUUAAAGAACUAGUGUAAUAAUACAUAUACUGUGUUCAAAGUUAAACAGCCUCUCUUCUCUUUAACAUGAAACUAUCCAGCGGCGUAGGAAGCGGGGGGGACGGGGGGGACAUGUCCCCCCCAAUAUUGAAGCCAGGUGGAUAUGUCCCCCCCAAAAAAUUGUACCGCAAAAUAUUGGAUUUUGACAUUUUUUUAACUAGCGUGCUUUUAUUUUGAAGGCGCAGCAUCGCCUUACGUCACGGUACUCCCCCUCCCCUCUCUGAACUGCUGAGUGAGCACUCAGAAGGGAGGGAAACAGCGACACAGAAGUCAGAAACUUGCGAAUGAGUACAAUGCCACCACCAACUAAAAGGCUGAAACAGCAGCAGGACUUACUCAGCUUUUUUAAAAAGAAGUAACGUCAGUGUGAGUAACAGUCACACAACACAAGGGCAACACCUGUGUUGCCCUUGUGUUGAAAUUAGCCCGGUCUGGGCGUGCGUUUUACGAGGAUUUUUUAUUUUUUGUGUGGUUUUGCUUCGCCGAAAUGGACAGAUAUUAUACCUGCCGCGCUCCUGAUCGUUAGUUAAAACCACAGGGAGAGUUAAUUUUAAUUCUUAGCAGCGGCUAACCAACAAAUUAACUUCUGCACCUUUAUUUCCUCAAAUAAACUGCUGGCUCCUCUUUUUAGACUAUAAAUAGAUUAACACAACAUUGACAACUCUGUAGUUUUCUCUGUUCUGUACUGCAAACUGGAAUUAAAGGCGCCAUUUCUACCAAAGGUCUGGACAGACUGGCGACCUGUCUAGGGUGUACCCCACACCAGAACCUCCCGACCCCACUAAGGGACAAGGGUGUACAGAAAAUGGAAGGAUAGAUGGAUUUCUACCAAAGGUUUAGAAUGCGUUUUUGAACCAGAUGCUUCAAAGCGCCCUGUCCAUAAUUCUUCAACACACUGUCAGCUCCCUGUCAGAAAGACUUUAGUUCAGAGUCCAUAAGAUAAUACUCUGAAAGGAUUUUAAUGGAUUUAUUUUAUUUGCCUCUGCGAUUAACUCUGCGCGUAAAGUCUGUAAUGUGACAAAUAAAAUGUUUUGUUUGAUUUAAAAUUGGCCAUGUUAGGCUCAAGAGCUGUACCUCAUUUCUGAAACCAUCUCAUAUGUUUAGGAGCAACAAUGCAGGGACAGCACAAAGGAGACAGGAAAAGGAGAGGAUAGUGCAACCGGGCUAGAGGCAGGAAGUCAGAGUGAGGGAGAGACAGGAGUGGAGCAACAGGUAAGAUAGAGUAACUCAUACGAGUAGAUACUUCAUGAGAGUCCACAAAAAAAGUUGAAAAUUUUAAUCUUUUGCUUGUAGUAAGUGUAGUUCAGGGGCAUUGAGUGACAUUGUAACUUUUACUUCUAGGGAGUUCAGACUAGGGACACACAGCUGAGAGACUCUGAAGUCAGUGGACAGAGAACAGAGCCAAAUCAGCCACAUCCAAAAUUCAUAGACCCUCAAGCUCUAGCCAACAGAACUUUACAUUUCCAAGGAAAGUGGUACAAGGAAUUUCCCUGGCUACAUUAUGAUGCAGUGAAAAAUGGCAUUUUGUGUUUUUAUUGCAUGGCAAUUUACCAGGACAAACUCACACCAUUUGGUGCAAAAUCCGAACCCGCCUUUAUCACUUCUGGAUUUAAAAAUUGGAAAAAAGCAUGCGAAAAAUUUAAAGCACAUGAAAAUAGUCACACACAUCGUCAUGCUGUUUCUGUGACUGCACAAGAAAGUCAUCCUAUAAAUGCCCAAUUAUCCAGUGCUUUGGCAACUCAGCAAGGUGACAAUAGGCACUGUCUGGAGAAAAUUGUGAGCUCCAUAAAAUAUUUGGUACGGCAGGGACAAGCUUUGAGAGGGCAUGACGAUGAUGACAGCAAUUUGUAUCAACUGUUAAAAAAUCUGGCAGAAGAUGAUGCCCUUUUGGCUAAGUGGUUGCUGAGGUCUCAGAAAGAAUACCUAAGUCCACAGAUACAGAAUGAAAUCUUGUGUUCUAUGAGCAAUAGUAUUGUCAGUGAAAUAGCAGAUACAAUCAGAAACCUACCAAUUUUUGAGUUUGCAAUUAUUAUGGAUGGAACACAGGACAUUUCUGGGAAAGAACAAGAAAGCAUUUGUCUGCGAUACAUUGACAGUGACAUGAAGCCCCAUGAAGAGUUUAUUGGCUUGUACUCAGUUUCUGAAACAACAGGAAAAAGCCUUGCUGCUGUUGUUAAAGAUGUGCUGCUCAGAUUAAACUUACCAAUGCAUGGUUUACGAGGUCAAACUUAUGAUGGAGCAGCCAAUAUGUCUGGGAAGCAUGCAGGUGCACAGGCACUGAUAAAGCAAGAGCAGCCACUAGCACUUUUUGUUCAUUGUGGAGCACACUGCACUAAUUUAAUUGCACAGAAAGCUUGCUUAGCCUCAGUUCUGAUCAGAGACGCAUUGGAUUGGGUGAACCAGCUUGGAGUUCUUUUCUCUCAGUCAGGGAAGUUUAAGGCAAUCCAUGCAGCAACAGCACAUACAGAGAAUCCAUCGUGCACUGCAAUAAAACCCCUCUGCCCCACAAGAUGGGCAGUACGGAGCAAAGCAAUCAGAGAUGUUUUGUCACAGUAUGGGUCAGUGCUGGCUAGCUUGCAGGAGAUGGCUUCUGGUGCCUCAAACACAGCAUCCACUGCUAAUGGACUGCUGGGGCAGUUUAGGAAAGGUAAAACAGUUUUGGGUCUCAUCCUUGCCUCACCUGUGAUUGAUGAGCUUGAAUGCCUGAGCAUCUCUUUCCAGAAGAGAACUCAAACCAUUGCUGGAAUGAGGACUGCUGUGAAAGUUGUUCAGACUUCACUUAAGGCUAAAAGAAAUCAAGAAAGUUUCAACACUCUGUUUGAAAAGGCGAUGGCUGAGGUUCAGUCUUUGGGUGUUAAACCCAUCACAGUUACACAGAGAAGGCCACCCCCAAAACGCUUCACUGAAGGAGCUAAGACACAUCAACCUGAAUGUGCCAAUGACCACUACAGAGGUGAAUUCUUUAAAGUAUUGGAUGUUGUAGAUGCACAGCUCACUGGGCUAUUUAACCAGGAUGACUUGCUGACUUUGCAAAAGUUGGAAGAGACACUUCUCAGUGGAACGAUUGAUGCUGCAGUCAUUGGGAAAUACCCAGAGUUGAAUAGAGAGUUACUUUCAGUGCAACUUCCUAUGUUUAGACUGAACUACUCAUUUAGCAACAGCGCAGAAGCUGCAGGGAUCAUUGGUGGACUGCCUGGAGAGGUCCGUAGACUUUUUGGGCAAGUGGAAACUCUGGUUAGGUUGCUUUUGGUGGUCUCCGUUUCAUCCUCUGAGGCAGAGAGAAGUUUCAGUGCGCUUCGUAGACUCAAAACGUGGCUCCGGUCUACAAUGACUCAAAACAGGCUUAAUCAUGUUGCUGUCUGUCAUGUACAUAAAGAUAAACUUGAUUUACUGGACAAGAAGUCAGUUUGCAAGCAAUUUGUGGCUGCAAAUGAAAGGCGGAAAAAACAUUUUGGCUCUUUUGCCUAAGCCAGUGUUUGCCAUCCUUUUAUGUUUCCGGCACAUUUUUGGCGAAUUAUAAAUGCAUGGCUGUAAAGUGCAAUUGUUCAGAAGCACAGAGGUGUUGAUCUCUACCUAGGGUUAUGUGGCCUAUAAUCUCUGUGCUAACUGCUUUCCCAACAGUUAAAGCACACUGUAGUCAGUGAGUUAAAAAGCUUGUCUAUUAAAUGUGUAUUUAUUGUUGGUAAAUAUUUCUUCAUUUUUGAUUUGGUUUAAUUAGUCAUACAGUUCGACAAACUGAAUAAGCAUAUUUUGAUUGAUUUUCUUUUCUUCUUUUACUUAAUGUUAAAAGUGUGAAUAAUUUGUUCACUACAUUGUCUGUGAGGGCUCUUUCAUCUCAGAAUUUUGUUUAAUCAAAGAGAUGGUUCUAUGGUCAGUCAACCUAUAUAAAUUCAUUUUUGACCAUUAUUGCAAGUUUGACAAAAUAAAACAUAUCAAACUUUGCACUUGUGUGGCCUACUGAAUUGUUUUUAAUCCAACUGAAAUAUUUGAUUUUCUAGUGUGUAUGCGGACACUAAAUAUGCCAAGGGCUGAAGCCCUUGAAAGACAUCUCCCUUUGCUUAAUAAAAGACUCCAGUCAUUUUGUUUGGUGAUAUGCUCACAUCUUAUGAACAAAUGCAUUAUGUAAAUUUUAAAUGCAUUAUUUUUGCAAGACACAAUUUAUAAAGGAAUAAAGUAAAAGAUUAAAUAGCCUUUUUUUUAAGUAGCGUACUUAAGAUAUAUUUCUGUUGAAUAUUUACGAAUCUCAGAUUUCCGACAUGUGUCCCCCCCAAUUGUAAACU
Xiphophorus maculatus (southern platyfish) is the source of this 4741-nucleotide messenger RNA. RefSeq names its product zinc finger MYM-type protein 1-like. Bases 2001 to 3929 code for a protein of 642 amino acids. Lineage: Eukaryota; Metazoa; Chordata; Actinopteri; Cyprinodontiformes; Poeciliidae. The record is from RefSeq and is a predicted model, not a curated record. The transcript is spliced from 2 exons.